Messenger RNA from Komagataella phaffii GS115, 1698 nucleotides. Its product is annotated as Mu1-like medium subunit of the clathrin-associated protein complex (AP-1). Lineage: Eukaryota; Fungi; Ascomycota; Pichiomycetes; Pichiales; Pichiaceae. Gene Ontology annotation, molecular function: clathrin-cargo adaptor activity. The coding region runs from base 1 to 1698 and encodes 565 amino acids. The record is from RefSeq and is a predicted model, not a curated record. Gene Ontology annotation, cellular component: AP-2 adaptor complex; cytoplasmic vesicle. Gene Ontology annotation, biological process: intracellular protein transport; clathrin-dependent endocytosis. The transcript has a single exon.
AUGGCUUCGGCUAUAUACAUCCUUGAUAUAUGGCACAACCUGCUGAUAUCAAGGAAAUACAAACAGGACUUAGACGACUCAUUGAUAUUGUCGAACUAUGUCUCUCAAAAAAAAUCUCAACCUAUUUUUCAUUAUCAAGGUUGCAACUACAUUUCCUACCAAGCAGAUGAUAUCAUCAUAUUGAUGGUCUCUUUCUCAAACAUUAAUUGCGUUUCCAAUCUGUAUUUUUGCCACCAGUUUGCCAAUGCGUUAAAGGAAUAUUUGGAUGGUCGACCGCUGGACGAUUCCAGUAUUAGAGAGAAUUUCGUACUUGUGUACCAGUUGUUUGACGAAACUUUCGAUUUUGGAAUACCGCAACUUACCGAUUUUAAUAUACUGCGUGAAUAUAUCAAGCUUUCAGAUCAAGAUUCUGACUCGGAAACAUCAAAUAUUGAUUCAAAAUCGAAAUCUUCCCAAAAAAUUGACACCACAAAUUCAAACUUGUUGAACACCAGUAUCUCCAGAACUGCUACUACCAAUUUAUCUUGGAGGCCAAAAGGCAUAUUCUAUCCCAAGAACGAGUUUUUUGUUAAUUUGGUUGAAUCACUGAAUUUGCUUUAUCUUCUAGAGACUAAGAAGCUUCAACGAAACUUUAUCAGUGGCCAAGUGACUUGCCAAUGUUACCUUAGCGGAAUGCCCCGUUUGAUUAUUGCCCUGAACGUAGCUAAGGAUGACAGUUUGUUUGACAAUGUUAACUACCAUCAAUGCAUAAAUUCUGAAGAGCAAGAUUCUAAACAAAGUAAAGUAAUCACUUUUACCCCCCCAGAUGGAAAAUUCACCCUUUUCACAUAUCAAAUCCUUCAAAGGUCUCUACAUCUCAAACCAUUGGUUCUAGUUGACCCCAUUUACAAACUUUUUUGCAAAAAAAAUACAUAUCGGCUGCGCAUAACUGCAUCACUUACCACUCACUUCAAGCGAAAUCUCUCUCUCAAUGACUUAAAAAUAUGUAUACCGAUAAUCAUCAAUCAAACGAAAUCACAACUAAGCUCUUUAUCAACACAAUUGCUAGUUGAUUAUAACAUUCCUCCCAAGUUUAAAUGUAAAUUAGGGAAUGCCAAAGUCAACUUGGAGACCAACUGCAUAAUAUGGGAGAUUCAUGCUCUUCCAGGAAACGUUACAAAUAACCCGAACGUGGAUGAUUUCAAACUCACGUGUGAAUUUCAGUUAAUAGACAGACACUCAUUACUAGGACAACUACACGAACUUUCUUCGGUUGACAAACAAAAUCAAAAUUCCAUUUACUACCUUUCGAUCCAAACAGAAGAGAAACGUCUGAAUGACAGUUUGGACGAGGAUACAGAAAUUCCAGAUCUAAGAAACCCAAGUGCUUUGAUUAGUCUCUCCUUUCAACUGCCGUUAAUGGCUUACUCAGGGAUCAUGGUUGAGUACCUUACGAUAACGGAGGAUCAAUUCCCAUAUCAGACAUUUCCUUGGGUAAAAUACCUUACCAAAACGGACAAUUACCAUCUCAAACUUGGUCAGAAUAACUUUAUCAAUAACAUAAAUGAUGAGGAUCUUACAAGGGCCAGCGAAGAGCCUGGUUCCUCAACUAAUGUCGCUGCAGUGGAUACUUCUAAUGACCAGCUCAAUCAAGGGCCCCCAGCUACAGCUUCCCCGUCACAAAGGAAGUACAGUUUUGAUGAAUACCACAUUGGCUAA